This is a messenger RNA of Nelumbo nucifera (sacred lotus), 1662 nucleotides long. RefSeq lists its product as uncharacterized. NCBI's taxonomy places the organism in Eukaryota, Viridiplantae, Streptophyta, Magnoliopsida, Proteales, Nelumbonaceae. The record is from RefSeq and is a predicted model, not a curated record. Gene Ontology annotation, biological process: activation of GTPase activity; intracellular protein transport. Gene Ontology annotation, molecular function: GTPase activator activity.
AAAGCCCAAACAAAAUUAUGCCUUGCCAAGUUGCAACUGCACAAGUCACUUGACCGGUUGUUUUCCUCUUUCUUCUCUCCACGUUAAGACAACAACCUGAAAAAAGUGAAGAAGCUGAGAAUCUGACAUACCCUAGUCCCUAGAAAUCCACUGUAACCGAGAAAUGCUCAGGUGAGCCGGUGUGACCAAGAUUUAUUUGUUCAUGAUGAAGGCGCGCGUGCCGGAAUGGCUGAACAGCACUCUUUGGUCCUCCAAAUCCCCACCCGUUGACGAACGUCUCCAUCAAUGCUCUCCGAAAUCAUCCACCCCUACCAUAUCCGCUGCUGAGCCUCCUCGGGUCGAACCCCCACUUCCCCAGCCUCCUCCAAAACUUAUAAUUCAAGAGCCGUCAACACCGCAAAUGACAGAUCCCCGUGGAGACGAUCACAGGAACUCUCCCAGUUCUUUGACUGAGGACAUUUCCAGGCAGACCCAACUCUUGGCAGAGCUCUCGAAGAAGACAAUAGAUAUGCAUGAAUUGCGGAGAUUGGCAUCGCAGGGUAUACCAGAUGGUGUUGGAAUUCGUCCUACCAUAUGGAAGCUCUUGCUGGAAUAUUUGCCUAAUGAUCGUGGAUUAUGGGCAUCCGAAUUAGCUAACAAGAGAUCACAAUACAAGAAUUUCAAAGAGGAGCUUCUGGUGAAUCCUUCAGAAGUCACUAGGAGGAUAGAGAAAUCUGCUGGGAUUGAAAACAAUGAAUCAUGCGAAGGAAGUGGCUUGCUCCCAAGAUCAGAAAUAACCCAUGGAGAGCAUCCUUUGAGCCUUGGAAAGACCAGCAUCUGGAAUCAGUUUUUCCAGGACACAGAGAUCAUUGAGCAGAUUGACCGGGAUGUGAGACGUACUCAUCCAGACAUGCACUUCUUCUCUGGGGACUCAUCCUUUGCAAAUUCUAAUCAGGAGGCUUUGAGAAAUAUAUUAAUUUUAUUUGCAAAGUUGAAUCCGGGUAUAAGAUAUGUGCAAGGGAUGAAUGAAGUUUUGGCACCUCUUUUCUAUGUAUUCAAGAAUGAUUCUGAUGAAAAAAAUGCAGCCUCCGCAGAAGCAGAUGCAUUCUUUUGUUUUGUUGAGUUGUUAAGUGGAUUUCGCGACCACUUUUGUCAGCAACUUGACAACAGUGUUGUGGGCAUUCGUUCCACAAUUACAAAGUUGUCACAGCUCUUGAAAGAACAUGAUGAGGAGCUUUGGCGUCAUCUUGAGGUCACAUCCAAAGUGAAUCCACAGUUCUAUGCAUUUAGAUGGAUAACUCUCCUGUUGACUCAAGAAUUCAAUUUUGCGGACAGCCUUCACAUUUGGGACACACUUUUAAGCGAUCCUGAAGGUCCUCAGGACACGCUGCUUCGUAUAUGCUGUGCCAUGCUGAUUCUCAUCCGGAGGCGUUUAUUAGCAGGCGAUUUUACUUCCAAUCUCAAGCUACUUCAAAACUAUCCUUCUACCAACAUCAGUCACCUCCUCUAUGUUGCUGACAAAUUGCGUGUAAAAUCUACCAGAUAAAAUUUCCAUUUGUUUUUUACAUUUCAUUUGCCCUUUGUACUGCCAAGUUUGAUGUAUGUAUAAUUUGGUAAAUGUAAAUGUACGUUCAAAUUAACCACCAGCGUUGAGAGAAAAUGGUUUGAUCCGUAUUUGCAAUA